GAAGUGUGAUCUCUGUUCCAAGGAAAAUCACCCAAUCCGACUCUGCCCGCGCUUCCUCCAAAUGGACGUUGAAGCACCUUCUAGCUGCAUGAAGACGAAGCAGUUGUGCUUUAACUGUUUCGCACGAGGUCACCAGCUACGAGAGUGUACGAGCGCCCACAAUUGCGUCACGUGUGGAGCCCGUCACCACACGCUGCUGCAUCGCGGUACUCCAGCAUCCCGUGAGUCGUCCACAUCCGUACCCAAUUCCACAUCCGUACCCAAUUCGACAGCUUGGCCAGGCCCAAGCUUACCAGUACAUACCACACAGAAUUCAGGUUUAUCCGAACCUCAGUCUCAUUUCCAGAUAUAUUUUACCUCCAUACUCCGUUCCGUAAACAACCUGUAGAUUUGUUACGAACCUGUUUUGGUGUUGGGGCAAGGCCGGCUAGCCAGUCAUCCCAGGGCUGAGUUCUUCCCAGGCCCCCAGAUCGCACAACAAACCAACUGUUCGGACA
This is a messenger RNA of Drosophila subobscura, 497 nucleotides long. RefSeq lists its product as uncharacterized. The coding region runs from base 62 to 388 and encodes 108 amino acids. The record is from RefSeq and is a predicted model, not a curated record. NCBI's taxonomy places the organism in Eukaryota, Metazoa, Arthropoda, Insecta, Diptera, Drosophilidae. Gene Ontology annotation, molecular function: zinc ion binding; nucleic acid binding. The transcript has 2 exons.